Racocetra fulgida is the source of this 1183-nucleotide messenger RNA. The record is from the annotation of a GenBank genome assembly. NCBI's taxonomy places the organism in Eukaryota, Fungi, Glomeromycota, Glomeromycetes, Diversisporales, Gigasporaceae.
UAGAUUGGUCUAAAGACGAGUCAGGACGCUGGUUAAUGAAAGAAUUACCAGGAACUGAACAAUUUUUCCAGGCAGAUUUAAUAUUUUUAGCCAUGGGUUUCCUAGGACCAGAAGAAAAAUUGCUUAAUAGUUUAGGACUAAAAAUCGAUCAACGAAAAAAUAUUGAAACUCCAAAAGGUCGUUAUUCGACUGCAGUUCCUGGAGUUUUCGCAGCGGGUGAUUGUAGACGAGGACAAAGUUUAAUAGUGUGGGGAAUUAACGAAGGACGACAAGCAGCGCGUGAAGUUGACCAAUAUUUAAUGGGUAAUACGAUUCUACCCGUAUCAGGCGGAAUUAAACAGCAAGCAGUCCAUGAACGAUCUGAUUGGCCAAAAGAAAAAUUUCAAAAACUUUUUGAAAAUGAUACGAUUGCUGUAAUUGGAUAUGGACCGCAAGGAAGGGGACAAUCUUUAAAUGCCAAGGACAAUGGGUUGAAUGUUAUCGUUGGACUAAGAGAAGGUGGUAGAAGCUGGAAAUUAGCAUUGGAAGAUGGAACAAUUAUUGGUAACCUUUUAUCCGAUGCGGCCCAAAAGGAACUUUGGCCUCAAUUCGUUCCACAUUUGACGAAAGGAAAGACCUUAUAUUUUUCACAUGGUUUUUCAAUUGUAUACAAGGAUGAAACAAAAGUCAUACCGCCAAAAGAUAUUGACGUGAUCAUGAUAGCUCCAAAAGGAACUGUUCGUUCACAAUUUCUUGAUGGACGUGGUAUUAAUUCAUCAUUUGCAGUAUUCCAGGAUGUUAGUGGUAAAGCACGAGAUAGAUGCGUUGCUCUUGGAAUUGCCAUCGGAUCUGGAUACCUUUAUGAAACCGACUUUAAAAAAGAAGUCUUUUCCGAUCUUUUCGGUGAACGAGGAGUUCUUAUGGGUGCCAUUCAGGGACUGUUUCUUGCACAAUAUGAGGUAUUGAGGGAGCGUGGACAUACACCUUCUGAAGCAUUUAACGAAACAGUUGAAGAAGCCACUCAAUCAUUGUACCCAUUAAUCGGUGCACUCGAUUGGUAUAAACCCUUUCAUGACGCCACAAAACCAGUUUUCGAAAGGUUAUACGCAUCAGUAGCUGACGGAACUGAAACGCGACGAACGUUAGAAAAAAAUUCAUCACCUACAUAUCGCGAAGAGUUAGAAGAAGAGCUAAAAGAAAUUAG